UGAAUCAGAAGUUACUUACAAAAUUCUAUCUUAGUUGUCUAAGAAUGUGACUUUAUUUGUUCUCUUUUUUUAUAUUCUGACAAAAAUUCUAAACAAAAAUCAUAAAAACAAACACUUUUUGAUUAAAUUAGUUUAAUCGACUUCCAUGUGUGAGUGGAGUGCAGAAUGCAAUUACCAAAUGCAUUGGCGAGAAUUCUUCAGCUUUGUAGGAGAAUGGGUUUAGUAAUCCCAGUGAAAAAGAGGCGGAGGACAAAUCCAAAUGCACUCGGCAGCUGCACAUCUGUCGGUCGCAGGAUGUGGAAGAGGAAGCACUCGCAGGACUCGCAGUGCUGAGUUUAAAGAACCAAAGAGAGAGAGAGAGAGAAAAAAGGGAGAGAGAGCGGCUUCUGUCAGUCGUUGAUUCCCCCGAAAGGACCUUCGGUGGUUCGUGUUUCCUUCGUGAGUGCGUUCCAUUUCCAUUCCAUUCCGCACGAGUCCUUCGGCUGCUAAUAAUCGCCAGUUGUUGUUUAGGCAGCGUGCGAUUCGGUCGCCGGGUUACUUUGGUUUUAUUCCUCUACCAAAAAAUAGGCGCCAAAACCAAUCAAUUGGCAAAUACCACAAGAAACUCAACAAGCACCAAAGUGCUUGCCAAAAUAAAUAUUAUAAAAUAUAUAUAUCCAUAUAUUUUGUUUGCCCUUUAGAAGGUAAAGCAGAUACUCAGUGCCGCGAUCGGUGAGCAAAACGGAACACAUAAUACAAAUCGAUCGAGAACCAGAACGGGAAGAGCCGGCUGUCGGCUUCAGUCUUCCCCUCCUCCGAUUCUCUCCACUUUUCCGUACACCCCUUGUUUUCUGGUAUCGCGUGUGCUACAAUUAUACGAACUACGGACUAAGAGCUACAAGAACGCAUGCCACAAACUGUCGCCAGGUGUGCGAUUCAGUCUGAGUGCCUUGGACUCGGCCGAUUCCUCAGGGUUCUUGGUUUGGCAACCCAUCGGUUUUUGUUUUGCUGCAUUCGUUCGCAUUACAAACAAAUUUCACAACAGCUGUCACUUUCGAAUUGCCAAAUUUCCCUUCAUGGGAUCAUUGAUAUCGAGUAGUUGAGUGAAAAACAGUGUAAAACUAAGAGUCUCUUCAUAAAACUACAAAAACAGACGCAAAAAUGUCGGCCGUAAGCAGUCGCAAUCAAAAAAUGGAACAACAGCGCCAGCUGAUGGAGGCCUACAUCCGACAGAAGAGAGCCUCGCCGGGAAUGGUCCAGGCCAGUGACCUCCAGAUCAAUCGUCCGAUGUCCGGGAUGCGCAGCAACAGCAGGGAGCUGCACGCCUACGAUGGUCCGAUGCAGUUCAUCAGCUCCCCUCAGAAUCCCGACCAGAUACUCACCAACGGCAGUCCCGGCGGAAUCACUCCCGUUGCCAUGAACACCAGUCGCAACCACUCGAACAACAUGCGCAGCCUGAGCACCAUCAACCAGGAGGCUGAUCUCAUAGAGGAGAUCUCGUCGCACGAGUUGGAGGACGACGAGAGCAGUCCGGUGACGGUGAUCGAGCAGCACCAGCCAGCCAGCCACAGCGCCAAUUCGACGCACUCGCAGAAGCCGCAUGCCCGCCAGCACUCCUUCAGCGACAACCUGGACGAGGACGACUACACCAAUCGCAAUGUGGCGGGGGCGGCUCCUGUGCGUCCUGCCGGAAUGGCCUCGUCGCCGUACAAGGAUGCAACGCUGGACGGAAGCAGCAAUGGAACGGGGAACGGAGCUGGCGGGGAGUCCGAGGGCGAUGUCAUCGGGAACAUCGACCAGUUCGUGAUGCAACCUGCGCCGCAGGGGGUCCUCUACAAGUGCCGCAUCACCCGGGACCGGAAAGGCAUGGACCGGGGUCUCUUUCCCAUUUACUAUUUGCACCUGGAAAGGGACUACGGCAAAAAGAUAUUCCUGCUGGGAGGUCGCAAGCGCAAGAAGAGCAAGACAUCCAACUACAUAGUGAGCUGCGAUCCCACGGAUCUGUCCCGCAACGCCGAUGGCUUCUGUGGCAAGCUCCGCUCCAAUGUCUUUGGCACAUCCUUCACGGUCUUUGACAAUGGCAACAAGGAGAGCACGGAGAGUCCUAGACUUGACCUGGCUGUAAUUAUUUACGACACCAACAUCCUGGGCUUCAAGGGUCCCCGCAACAUGACUGUUAUACUGCCGGGCAUGACUGAGGACGAUCAGCGUGUCAAGAUCAGUUCAGCGGAUCCCAAGCAGCAGGGCAUCCUCGACCUGUGGAAGAUGAAGAACAUGGAUAAUAUUGUGGAGCUGCACAACAAGACGCCGGUGUGGAAUGACGAAACCCAAUCGUAUGUGCUCAACUUCCAUGGCCGCGUCACCCAGGCUUCGGUGAAGAACUUUCAGCUGGUCCACGACUCCGACCCCGAGUACAUAGUGAUGCAAUUUGGUCGCACCUCGGAGGACGUCUUCACCAUGGACUACCGCUAUCCACUGUGCGCGAUGCAGGCGUUUGCCAUAGCCCUCAGCAGCUUUGAUGGGAAAAUAGCCUGCGAAUAAGCUGUCGUGGAUCCCCGGGUUAACCCGCUGCCUUAUGUACAGCUAACUGGAGGGUGGAGUAUGUCCCCACUCCAAAAUAUUGUUGAAAAUAGUCUCGCAAAUCUAGUCACUGGAAGAACCCCUCAUCACCUAAAGGCGGGAUCGGUAGGAUAUCGUUGAUAGAAGUCAACGUAGUAGCCAUCAAUGCGUGACAUUUAUUCAGAAUGUGCUCACCGAUUUUAUAAGAAAUUAUUUAGGACGGGUCCUGUAACUCUGUAAAUCUUAAUGUGCCCCUCUAACUAUUAAGUUCUCUUGUAAGCGAAUCGAGUAAAGAGUCAUUAAAAUAUCAAUUUUAUAAUCCGCA
Molecule: messenger RNA, 2863 nt
Organism: Drosophila ficusphila
Lineage: Eukaryota; Metazoa; Arthropoda; Insecta; Diptera; Drosophilidae
Gene: ktub
Product: protein king tubby
Exons: 6
Coding region: 1141-2520 (459 amino acids)
Biological process (GO): protein localization to cilium
Cellular component (GO): cilium
Source: RefSeq, a predicted model, not a curated record